Xyrauchen texanus (razorback sucker) is the source of this 2863-nucleotide messenger RNA. RefSeq lists its product as uncharacterized. Bases 171 to 1892 code for a protein of 573 amino acids. The record is from RefSeq and is a predicted model, not a curated record. Lineage: Eukaryota; Metazoa; Chordata; Actinopteri; Cypriniformes; Catostomidae. The transcript is spliced from 4 exons.
UCCUCAUGGAGUAGAAAAGAUGAAAUUUGAAUGUCAAAUCUUCACUGAUCUACAGAGAAUGUUCGGCUUGUUCUGUUCAGAUAGAGGAAGAACUCUGGUCCAGAUCUAAGCCUAGUACACAGACAUCUGAAACCAGCUUCAGGAGUUGCAGGAAGAACUGCAUAAACAGAAUGGCUGUCAUAUUGGCUGUUCUGAUGACCAUUUGCAUGUUUAGCCCAGGGCUUUCAAUAGACAGUCGUGGGACGAGUUUCAUCACAGCAUUCCCAGAGAAUGUUGCCUAUUAUUAUAAAAAAUCCUUCAAUCAACUCAAGAUCACUAGCCUGCAUGAGUACACUGAGGUCACCGUCUAUAUGGGUGAAAUGAGGAAGAAAGUCAUCAACGAAAGUGGGAAAACUUGGAUUUUAAAUUUUACUAAGGACUUUGAGGAAUACCGGUUAACAUCUUCCAAUAUGUCUGUCAGAAUCACCAGCGAUAAAAAUAUCACAGUGCUUUCUGUCUCUGGGUGGUGGGGGAGAUUCCAGUCUCAUGUUGUCCAGCCUGACCAAAAUCUUGGAACAGCUUAUCAGGUCCCCACUCUCAAUUAUACUAAGCUAGUCGCAUCCUUUAGUGAUGUGACAAAUACAGAGGUGAGGUACAACUCUUUUAGGUUGCUCGUUAUCAAUGCAGAGAACAAAGACAACAAUGUCACCUUCAAAAGGGUAAAAGAAAGCGGUGAGGAAAUUGAAAAUACAACAACCCUUGAGCCUUACGAUAUUUUCCAGCUUCGGAGUAAUGGUGAGGUGAAAGAAAUCAAAGCGACGUCCAAAGUGGCUGUGCUGCUGACCCAUCCAUGCGUUAUCACCCAAAAUCCCUGCUCAUGCAACAUGGUGUUGCAUCAGCUUCACCACUCAAAUAUAACAGGGAACCAAGAUGGUAAAGAGACUUUCUAUCUGCCCUUCACCUCUAAUAUCCUACAGCUGCUACUAACAACAAGUCAGACCGUCAAUAUCAAUAAUGGUUCUAUGUUUAGUGUUGAGAUUCAAGGGCCAGUUUCAUCAGACAUCCUGCCAUCAUUCCCAAUUAUCAGUAUGGGUUUUAUGUAUAAUAUAGAUAAGCCUGUUUCCCUCCAGUUAAUUAGCCCUGGACUCAUUCUGGACCUCAUUCCAAAAAGCAAGUUCGCUGCCUGCUUCCUUGUACAUCAUCAUCCUUCAGGCAGUGGGGCCUUGGUGAUUGCAAACAAAUCCGAACAAGAUGGUGUGCGAAAAAACCAACAACCUUUGAGUUCAGACUGGAAAGAUAUGGGUGGCUCAGAGUCACAGUUCUCUUGGACUGUAUUGCAUUUAACAGAAUCAAGCACUAUCUGGCAUAUUACCUCAAAGAUUGCAGUGUAUAUGAUAGAUCGUUGGAAUUCAGAUGGAAACAUGCCUGUCUAUGGAAGUUCAGCUAUAACCAUAAAUGCAGAUCCAGAUCCCAAUGGCUGUAUGGUGACUCCUGAGAUGUAUAUAGUUGGUACCGAUGAAAUGAGCUGGUCAAAGUCCCAUCAGUAUUGCUUUAAUAAAUUUGAUCAGUUUGCCAGGGUCAUCUCUACUGAGAACAAGACUAAGUUUGUCACGAACAUGACCAUGCUCUCGACAGCCAAAGAUCAAGGGGACGGGUGGAUCAGUCUGCGCCGUGACCUGUUCACUACAGAGUGGUACUGGAGCAGCAGUAAUGACAAUAACAAAUUAAAUGUGGUCGAGAGCUUUUGGGAAAAUGGGCAGCCUGAGAAUCCUGAGAAAGGCAUGUGUGCCUCAGUGAACCUGGUUGCUACUAAGGACUUCAGUUGGAAGGUCGCACGCUGCUGUUCUAAAAAGAAACCGAUCUGUUUUAACCAAACAAAAUAUCUUAUUCAUCUCUCAGAUCUGACACCUUAACACUGACAUCUUAUUACAGUGCCUGCAAGGUGAAAUCCUUCACAUUUCACUUUACUGCAAUUUGGCUCUAUCUGUUUAAAUUACAACCUCUAAUCAAACGUUAGUAAAUAAUUUAAGCCUUAGGAAUGCUAUGUAUAUAUGGAUGUUAUAUACUUCAAAUACUUGAGAAUGGCAUUCAAAAUGUAACUGCAACUGUUAUUGUGAUGUUUGCAUGUUGAUGAAUGAUUGGCCUCUUUUAAGCAGCCAGGUUAUGUGAUUUAUUAAUGAAGAGUGAGAUGUAGUUAGGGAGUAUCAAUCAAUCAAUCAAUCAGUCAACCAAUCAAACUCUCUCUAUAGUUUGAAAAGAUGCAUUAUUGGUGUAUAAUUUUAUUAAAACUUACUUUACUAAACAUUAUUCUUUUGCUGCCUUGCAAGCACUGGUUUUUAAUUCAGGAAAGGUAAUUGAAGUUAUUUUCUUGUCUUAGUCAAAGGAACCAAACAAUGUGAUAAAAUAGGCUUUUGUUCUUAGUAUAACAACUUGUUGAUUAUAUAUGAACUGUUAAUUAAUGCCAUAGCUGUGUUUGUUAUUAUUGAAUUAGUUUUAUUAAAUUAAAAUAAUUAAAUUGAUUAUUGAUUGAAUUGAGUUUGUUUGAUUUAGACAUGUAUGGUGGUUGCUCCUCUGUGCAAAUAUCCCAUUUCUCUGUCAAAGAGAACUGGUAUUUUCAGCAGUCCCCAAAAAAGAUUACAUUAAAUUCCAAGUAAGACAUUCUCAAUAUUUAUCUUUCUUGUAUCUAUACAUAGUUAUGCCCCUAUGUUAGAUUAGAUGUAAAACAUGCUACCUCUUGUAGAGCUAACAUUUUUAGGCUAGGCAGGAACAUUACUGUGAUUUUAAUUAUUAUUAAAGAAUGUCAAUAGAACAACAAUGUAGACCUGUAGACAUUUGUAUUAAAUGUUUUUUUAACUUGUCACAGUAAAAAAUGACAUUUUAUUUA